AUGUAUAGGCUUUUCUAUAUCUGUUUGGACAAGAUUGCUUGUGAAUACAAUGCUGAUAUUAAAACUGAAGAUUUAAAUAAUUAUCGGUUUUUAAAAUUGCAUAAUGAAAAUAUUUCGAGUGUUUACGAUAUGGCUAAAACUUUACCGAUGCCAAUCAAACAAAUAUUUGAUGAAGAAAAGGCAAUUUUGAUGGAUUGGAAGCCAAGCGUUAUUCCUUAUUUCUACGAUGUGCUCGACAAGAGAAGUUGUAUCACUGUUUCAGUUUUUCGAUAUUUUUACGAAAGUCGUUCAUUAAGCAAGGCAUAUCGUCGUUUACAAGUUAGCCGAAAAGACAGUUUGACAUCAUUCAAGCAACUUUUAAAUGCGGUUUACAUGGAAGAAAAUCCGAAUGAAAUGCGUGUGGUGAUAAAAGGAAAUGAAUUUUUACCUGUACCGUUACUGAUUCCAUGGGACGAUAAUACUUCUUUGAAAAAAUUGCUGAAACUUCUUGAAAUUCCCGAAAUAGACGAGAGAAUGGGAUUACCAUACAUAAUUUAUAUAGACAAUGAAUCCGAGGAUCGAAGAAGGAAUUUUGCCGAUUCGGCAAUGUUUGCUGAUCUCUGUCCUGGUUAUUUCUUAACGAUUCAGGUUGUAAUACCUAAUAUGGAGGACUACGAGUAUAUUGAAUUGCCCGAAAAGUAUUUUUGGAAUAAUGUGCAAGAAAAAUUCUUAAAGAACUUAAUUACCCUUAAAGACGUUGUUGGCGAAGAUACGGAGUUCGAUCCAUCAUGGGGAAAACCUGAAGAAUAUUGCUGUUUCGUAGUUACAAAGCUUUUUGAAACGAAAGGAGAAAUCAGAAUUAACCUCCGUGAAAAUUGCGAUCUCGGAAUAUUUAAAAGGCAUUUGGCAUGUUUACUUCGUGUUAACAUGAAUUCAUUACAAAUUCUAAAAUUUUAUGCAGGUGGCUUGUCGAAGGAGUUGAAAUGUGAAUCGAAGAUUCAAGCUUGCGAUAUGAUUGAUGACGAUGUUGAGAAGAUUUACGCAUUUUUGCGAAAAUUGCCGAUUGAAGGUCCAAUCGCAGUUUAUGAUUACACAAAUAGCCUGGCACCAAUUGAAUCAUACAAACUUUUAUUUUAUAUUCGAAUUAAAUCUUUUAAUAAAAUUGACGAAGUUAUAAAGAAAUGCUUGGAAAAAUUGGAAGUGAAAAUACCCGCUUCCCAGCUGAUCGUACGUGAGUUAUCUGAACGUGGAAUGAGAAGAUUAUUACCCUCUACGUGCAUUCUCCACAGGGACAAUCCGUGGCGUAGCCGUAUUUACAUUCAUGCUGGAUAUUCAUCGUUGUUCUGUUCAGCAAAUGCGCAAACGGAUAAUAAGCUUCCUUUGGUUGCUCGACAUGUGGACUCAAAAACUUACGCACUGCUAAGUUCGGAGGAGUUCUUUUUAGAAGAAUGCUGCCAAUUUCCACUGCUUUUACUUAGCUCAAACAUACGAAGCUUUUUCGGUCUUACCAAAUCGAAAAUUUAUUUCUCAAAUGUGGGUUUAUCUGUUAAGCUUUUUCAAUAA
Dracunculus medinensis (Guinea worm) is the source of this 1542-nucleotide messenger RNA. The record is from the annotation of a GenBank genome assembly. NCBI's taxonomy places the organism in Eukaryota, Metazoa, Nematoda, Chromadorea, Rhabditida, Dracunculidae.